GGGUGGGGGCAGCAUGGCAGCCUCCUUACGGCUCCGAGGAGCUGCCUCCAGCCUCCACUAUUGGAGUCGCCGGCGGUGGCCGGCUAUGGCCGGCCUUCCAGCGGUGUGUUCUAGGUCAAUGGCUUCUAAGACUCCAGUUGGAUUCAUUGGACUGGGCAACAUGGGGAAUCCAAUGGCAAAAAAUCUCAUGAAACAUGGCUAUCCACUCAUCGUUUAUGAUGUGUUCCCUGAUGCAUGUAAAGAGUUUCAAGAUACAGGUGAACAGGUAGUGUCUUCCCCAGCAGAUGUAGCUGAAAAAGCGGACAGAAUUAUUACAAUGUUGCCCACCAGUAUUAAUACAAUAGAAGUUUAUUCUGGAGCAAAUGGAAUUCUAAAGAACGUGAAGAAAGGCUCAUUAUUAAUAGAUUCCAGUACUAUCGAUCCUGCAGUUGCAAAAGAAUUGGCUAAAGAAGUUGAGAAAAUGGGAGCAGUUUUCAUGGAUGCCCCUGUUUCUGGUGGUGUGGGAGCUGCGCGAUCUGGGAACCUCACAUUUAUGGUGGGAGGAGUCGAAGAGGAAUUUGCUGCUGCUCAAGAGUUGCUGGGAUGCAUGGGCUCCAAUGUGUUGUAUUGUGGAGCUGUUGGGACUGGACAGGCCGCAAAGAUCUGCAACAACAUGCUGCUAGCUAUUAGUAUGAUUGGAACUGCUGAAGCUAUGAAUCUUGGAAUCAGGCUAGGGCUUGACCCAAAACUAUUGGCUAAAAUCCUAAAUAUGAGCUCCGGACGGUGUUGGUCAAGUGACACUUACAAUCCUGUACCUGGGGUGAUGGAUGGCGUUCCCUCAGCUAAUAACUAUCAGGGUGGAUUUGGAACAACACUCAUGGCUAAGGAUCUGGGAUUAGCACAAGACUCUGCUACCAACACAAAGACCCCGAUCUUUCUGGGCAGUCUGGCCCAUCAGAUCUACAGGAUGAUGUGUGCAAAGGGCUACUCAAAGAAAGACUUCUCGUCUGUGUUCCAGUUUCUACGAGAGGAGGAGACCCUGUGAGUGUGCCCUUUGGCUGUGGACACUGUUGGAAACGAACUCUAUCUUGGAGCCUCCUUAUAGGUCACUGCACGAGUAAAUGGGGUUAAUCAAAGGUCACAUGUCUGCUUUUAAUUGCUUAGGUCAUAGCAAAUCCUGGGAUUUUUCCACCCAUUUUUAAUUGCUUAUUCUUGUAGAAUAUUUAGCAAACAUAUUUAUCAGAUUUUUUUCCCCUCAAGCCACUAAUGGGCUCUGCUAUAACUAGCUGACAUACCUUUUUUAAAAAUUUGAUCCCUGAGCAUAUUCAACUAAAUCGUUGAAUACUUCAAUCAGAAUAUUAUUUACUUCACUUUGUAAGUAAAACCAAAUAUUUUUUCAACCCGAUUAAAUCCUUCUUAAAGGAAAGAAAAUAAAUUGGUGUGAGUAGAGAUGUUAGAAUAAGGAAGUAUAGCGAGUUCCUCCUUGCAUCCCUCAGGAAGUUUGUCCUGUUAACCAAGUGGUGAUAUUCUUGUAUUACUGAGGUUACUGAUUGAUUUUCCAGGGAUUUGAUAAAGCAGAACUUGUUGCUACGUGUUUUGUAAUUUGGACUCAGUUACAAUAUUUUAGGGUGUGUGUCUCUCUUGUUACAACAACCAGUACUCAGCAGACUUGGUUUUUUUUGUAUUUUUGCUUCCUUGUACAUUCUUACUACAUAUUUUUGCACUUCAAAAGAAUGACAUCUUUAGACCUCCUCCAGAGCCAGUGAUGAUAUUUGCUUUAGAUGAUUAUUACAUUUUAAAUAUAACCACGUUAUUUUGAAGUUAAAUAAAUUUCUAUGCUGAUAAUA
Trichechus manatus latirostris (Florida manatee) is the source of this 1826-nucleotide messenger RNA. RefSeq names its product 3-hydroxyisobutyrate dehydrogenase (gene HIBADH). The record is from RefSeq and is a predicted model, not a curated record. Bases 14 to 1024 code for a protein of 336 amino acids. The transcript has 8 exons. Lineage: Eukaryota; Metazoa; Chordata; Mammalia; Sirenia; Trichechidae. Gene Ontology annotation, cellular component: mitochondrion. Gene Ontology annotation, molecular function: 3-hydroxyisobutyrate dehydrogenase activity; NAD binding; NADP binding. Gene Ontology annotation, biological process: L-valine catabolic process.